Molecule: messenger RNA, 1303 nt
Organism: Bursaphelenchus xylophilus (pine wood nematode)
Lineage: Eukaryota; Metazoa; Nematoda; Chromadorea; Rhabditida; Aphelenchoididae
Source: the annotation of a GenBank genome assembly
AUGGCCGAGAAUUUUUGGAAAAGCUCGCAUUGGUACGUUUAAAAGUUUUGGCCGGUUACUUUGGUUUGUAUUUUAGUAAAGAAUGGAUUUUGGAGCGAGCCGACCUUUCUCGAGACCGUGGAGACGAUUUGAAGAUUUUUGGAGAAGAGGAGUACCAAAAGAUUAUGAUCUUCUAUUGUAAUUGUGAGUUGCCUCUUUUAUUUUUUGCUUCUGAAUUUUUAGGGCUUUUUGUUCUUUUCUAGCAGAACAGUCGAAUGUUCUGUGCUUAUAGUAAUAAUAUAAUUUUAAUGUCUAAAAUUAUGUCUGUUUCAGUAAUCCAAGCCGUUGGUGCAGAUAACAAGCUCAGACAACAGAUUGUAGCGACGGCCAUGACUUACUUUAGGCGGUUUUAUGUUAGGUGAGCUUUUUAUUUAUUGGCCUUAUUGUUUUAGACGUUCAUUGAAGGAUAUCGAUCCAAUUCUGAUGGCUGGGACGUGCGUUUUUGUUGCAUCCAAGACCGAGGAAUUUAUGAUCCUGUCUACGACGCGGAUAGCCAAUUUCAUCAAUUCCUAUUGUAAGUAUUGUAUCCUUUUAGUUUAAAGUUUAGAGACAAGAUGGUAACUAAAAUUAUAUUUUCUUCUAGUGCGUCGAUACACGUCCAAACCCGAAUUUUCAUUGAGACCUCAGUUCAUCCACGAGGCAGAGUUCAUGUUGCUGCAGAUAAUCGAUUGUUCCCUAUAUGUUUGGCAUCCUUACAGAAGUCUGAAGGUUUUAUUCCAAGUCAGUUUCAUUGUUAUUUUGUUUUUGAUGUUUAGGUGAAACAUGAAUUAUUGGGUUGUCGUUUAGGAUCUAAAAGAGCAAUCAGUGAGGAAUGUGGACGAGUUACAUUCCGAUGUUUGGAUGUUGAUCAACGAUUCGUAUAGGACCGAUACUGUUCUGUUAUUCCCUCCGUUUGUGAUAGCAUUGGGUAAGUUGUUGUUUAAAUGUGAUGAAAUUCAAUAAUUGAGGCCUCUGCAACUUGUUUCAUACCAACAAAAAAUCUUUAUUUUUUUUUGAUCCUUCGAUGAAAAAAAUUAUUUACACUGCCAAAUUUCGAUAUCACACCAAAAUUUUAGCGUGUAUUAUGGCGGCGGCGAUGCUUCGGAAAUGCGAGAAUGACAUUCUUCCAUGGCUGAUUCAACUACACACUGACUUUGAAAAGGUUUUGGAUUGUCAACGGGUACUCUUCAACUUCUUCCGAAUCGAUAAAGGGUUCAAGGACAAGGAGGUCUUCGAAGAAAUCAUAAUCAGAAUUCCCAAACCUGAUCCUGUUCUGAAGGAUUAG